Aspergillus ibericus CBS 121593 is the source of this 858-nucleotide messenger RNA. RefSeq lists its product as uncharacterized. Bases 1 to 858 code for a protein of 285 amino acids. The record is from RefSeq and is a predicted model, not a curated record. Gene Ontology annotation, cellular component: cytosol; HAUS complex. Gene Ontology annotation, biological process: spindle assembly. Lineage: Eukaryota; Fungi; Ascomycota; Eurotiomycetes; Eurotiales; Aspergillaceae. The transcript has a single exon.
AUGGAUAGCCCCCUCGUGUCCCCCGCAAAGGCGCGCCAAGCAGCCAUCCAAGCCAAAGACUGGGCCUACGUCAACUCCUGGCUCAGUCGCCAGUACGCACCGAAUCCAGUUCCUAGUUUUGAGCGAAAUGAAGAUACUCUGCGGACCCUCCUAGCCCUGGCUGCUGCCAACGAUACUGCGGAUGAGGAGGCCACCGUGCUCCACCAGGCUCGCGAACAGGCGGUUGAGAGCUUCAAGGUCCGAGAGGAGGGUGAGGAGAAGCAAAAGGCAGAGAUUCUGGAUGAGGUGGAGCACAGUCUGGACGACAAUGGCAGACGAAGCCUGGAAGAUUUGGCGGAGACGACGGCGGUGCUUGGAGCCUUGGGCACAGAGACGAAAGACCUGGGCCAGUCAAUCAUCAAUCUUACGAUAGAAGAGUUCAGUAUCAAGGACCAGAUGUCUAAAGUGCAGGCGCUACAUGACUACCUAGAAAGGGAAUUGGCUACGCUGCGAGAACAGCUUCACGACCUCAAGACCAACGAGGCGUUUGAGACCCCUGCCAAUCUCCCCGCGCUAACCGCCGAAUGGACGCGAGAGACCAAAUUACUCACCGCGAAAGUCGGCGAGUAUCAAGAUCGGAUCGCUUCCCUACAGAGAACGAAAACCAAGGGACCUACGCUCGAAGAAGUCAUAGCGGAAGAAGAGGGGGUGACUCGGGUGCUGGAAAGCACCAGAACCCUAGAGAAAAGGGUCAAAGCGUUCCAUGACCUGCCCAAGGACAUACCAGGGGCUCGGGUGCAGUACAAGGAGCUAGAGCAGGAACUUGACAAACUCACGCGGCAACGGGAUGCGAUGUUUGAAAUUCUAGUUGACAAGUGA